AUUCAUCAUAGCUUCAAAAUCUUAAAAACAACAACAAAAAUGAAAAGUCUCCACUUUUUAGCUCCCAAUUCAACGAUUAUCAAUCUGAAGCAACAAUCUUAUACAAAAACCAAGUUCCAGUUGCAUCGUAGCAACAGAAGAACUCUAUCGAUAAACUGCGUAAACAGUGGCGGUGAUGAAGAGAAGAUUACUCAGCCGUUGGAUGGAGUGGAGAUAAGAUUCAAAAGAGGAUCCAGAAGGAAAAUGAGGGAAGAGGGUUCAGGAGAAGGAGGAGGACAAAGCGGGAAGAAAAAAGAGACUGUUCAAAAGCCAUGGGAAGAGAUGACAUUGAAUGAGAAGGCAUUGGAGCUUUAUGUUGGAGAGAAAGGUUUGUUGUUUUGGCUAAACAAAUUGGCUUACGCGUCGAUAUACAUUGUCAUUGGAGGUUGGAUUUUUUUCCGGUUUGUUGGACCGGCGUUUAAUCUUUAUCAACUCGAUACACCGCCUCUUGAUCCUAAGAACAUCUUAAAGGGUUAAGAAAUGCUUUGUAGCUGUGUCUGCAUUCUCUGUUCCAAAACAUUUUGAGGCUUAUAUAUUCAAGUUAGUUUCGAGUAAUGUGUAGCCAUGUCUCACUAGAUUAAGAUACACAAGAGAACAACACUCUUCAUGAAUUUUCAAGAUUGUUCUGUUGGAGUUAUGUCCUGAUCAAGGAUAUCUCGUGUAGUCUUGCACCUGACAUGGAAAAGAAAAUAUUUUUUUCUUCGGCU
Molecule: messenger RNA, 746 nt
Organism: Arabidopsis thaliana (thale cress)
Lineage: Eukaryota; Viridiplantae; Streptophyta; Magnoliopsida; Brassicales; Brassicaceae
Exons: 1
Coding region: 40-516 (158 amino acids)
Source: RefSeq, marked reviewed